Molecule: messenger RNA, 26531 nt
Organism: Podarcis lilfordi (Lilford's wall lizard)
Lineage: Eukaryota; Metazoa; Chordata; Lepidosauria; Squamata; Lacertidae
Source: the annotation of a GenBank genome assembly
AUGUCUUCCUCCAAACUCCAAGAUGCGGAUGAGGUUUUCGGUAAGCUCCUUAUUCCUCCCCGGCCUCUCCCUAUCCCUGCGCCACCCAGGGGCUGCGCCUAAAAAGAAGCAUUUGUAAACCUCCUAGGACCCUCACUACAGGUGGCAUGUUGGUGGGAGGGUGGAGGGUUUUUUUGGGGGGGGGUCUUUUUAUAUUGCAAACUGCCCUGUGACCUUCGGAUGAAGGGCGGGAUAGACGUUUAAACAAUAACAACAAAAAUAACGUGGCAAGGGAAACAUUCUGCAUGUGCUCAGAGACACUCUCACAUUCAUAAGGCCCCCAUAAAAAGGUAAAAGGACCCCUGACUGUUAGGUCCAGUCUCGGAUGACUCUGGGGUUGUGGCGCUCAUCUCGCUUUAUUGGCUGAGGGAGCCGGCAUACAGCUUCCGGGUCAUGCCACUUCCGGCAAACCAGAGCAGCGCACAGAAAUGCCAUUUACCUUCCCGCCGGAGUGGUACCUAUUUAUCUACUUGCACUUUGAUGUGCUUUCAAACUGCUUGGUUGGCAGGAGCAGGAACUGAGCAACGGGAGCUCACUCCGUCGCGGGGAUUCAAACCACCGACCUUCUAAUCGGCAAGCCAUAGGCUCUGUGGUUUAACCCACAGCGCCACCUGUGUGCCUUUCAUAAGGCCCCCAUAGAGAUGGCAAGUUGGAGACACACAAUUCCCGUGAAUUGUUCUCGCAUUGGCGGCACGUAUUCUAUUACACUGUGGUUCAAAAGCCUGUGUGCAGUGACUCCUUGCAGGGACUGAGGCAGUUUCCCAAGCAAACACACAGAGCACAACGUUCAUCCAGGGCCCUAGAUUUUAAAUCGCAGGCCCUGCCCUGAGCGCAGUGUGAAUUAACUCUAUUUUUUUUAAAAGAUAUUUAUUGAAAUUUUCAAAGUGUUACAAAAAAUAAAAUAGAAGCAGAAGAAAAUACAAAUAAAAAUAGUUGACAAAGUAGAAAAAGAAAAAAAUAACAAACCCCUUCCCACCAUAUGAGUAAAAAUUCAAAAUAAAAAAGUGACAAGAAAAAAACCAAAAUACAUCACAAACCGUUAAAAACAUUUAAAAACAAAUUCAUUAUUUUCAAAUCCUUAACUGUCAUUGCCUUCUUUCUUAGACCUCCUCCUCCUCCCUUUCUUUGUAUCCUAGUUAUUAAUUAUCCCAGCAAAUCCUUUCCAUGUUUCAUAAUAUUCUGUCAUUACAUUACCCUAAACUGUUUUAAUCUUAUCUUUCUAUAAAAUAAACCUUAAAGCUUAAAACUUAAAUCUUAUCCUUACCAACUUCUCAUAACCAUAAUAUUCUUUCAUAAUUCUUUAAACAUCUUUGCUAAAGCCAAGUAAUUUCAUUCCAACAUUUUUCUAACAUUCAUCAAUUUUAUAAAACAGUUCUAAUGGUAGAGAAAAGAGAUACAAACAAAUCCAAUCUUCAUCCAACGUCCCUUCCUCCUGGUUCCGGGUUUUGUCAGUCCUUAUUAUCCCGUCGAUCUAGCCCAUUAACCUGGCAACCUUAUAUCCGAGGCCCUCAAGUCUCUUCCAUGUCCCUUCCGCAGCUCUUUUUCAUAUUUGUAACUGUAUUUUCCCUUGUCUCCUGCUCGUGGUAACUCCAGCUUGACAAUGUUCUUAACCCUUCUCGACAGAUCAGCCCCUUUUCCAUAUUCAACACUGAAUUCCAUGUAGUAUUUAAAAGCAUGUUUCAAAGACCCUCCAAAAUUAAGAGCCCCCACAAACCCAAACAUCUCACGGCCCAUUGCCAUAUUUGAAAAGUCCAAACGUCCCAGCAUAGGGGGGUCAAUCCAGCCCCCCAUUUCCAAGCCAAACCAAACUUUUCCUUUCCAAAUCUGGCUUUUUCCAAGUUCAUUUGUCAAAUCCGAAAACUCAUAUUCCUGUUGGGCCUGUUCUGUCAAGACACACUCCUGAUUUAAUUCCUGAGUGGGCUCCACAUAUUUUCCCACUGUCUGUUCAAAAUUUCCCACUGCCUGUUCAAAAUUUCUAGUCGAAGUCGCCAUCCAAUUCACCUUCUCGUGUAAUUGUUCCAGUAGGGCAUUUGUUUUAUAGAGAGCACACAACAAAGCUUCUGAAUACAUUGUCCUGCAAGGUCAGAUGCCUGUUCCCACGGUUGUAAUCUGUAACAGCUGCCGGCUCCCUGGAGUUGGUUACAGUUUCACAGACUCCCUCGAGGGGAAAACUUCUAUUUGUUCUUGCAACAAAGUUUCCCUUUUUGAGAUACUUUGUCAAUAUAUAUUCCUUUAAAAUGCGAAGGGGAACAGUGGAAUCACUAUGUUUCUCUUCUUUUAGCUAUCUGUCAAAAACACUUGUCUUUGGUCAAUGAACUUCAAACGUCAGUCCUGACACCCCGCUCCAGGAUCAGGACGGAGGAAAGUUACUUUACUUUAAAGUCACUUUAAACAGUCCAAAAAGAUCCCCCCCCCUUCUCCUGCUGUCGAAGGGGGGUUCCACAAUUUUAAAUGGUGAAAUCCAAUCCUUUAAAGACGAUUUUCUGAGCUCUAGUUUAAAUUGUCUUUGCUUUAUUCUGUUUACAAAGGAACGGAAGGCUGACUUCCUGUUUAGACCUUCCUGUUCCGUACCAAAUUAGAGUAAGUUUUUAAAAUCCAAUUCUUUUCUACUCGUUAGUCCUUAUUUGAUGUCCAAUUGUUCAAAGUCUAAGUACUCACGGGUGCUUAUUUUAAAGUCCAAAUUGUCCCAGGAAAAAGGCAGCGCUCUCCGGCAACGGCUAUGCGGCUUCGCUCCACGGAAAUAGCAGUUGACUCACAGCACCGCGCCACUUCCCCCUCUUCACUUCGGAGCCCGUUAGUGGGUUCCUUAGCGGGUUGGGGGGGCGCUAAUGGUGCCCGCCGAGUCCCAUGGUCACAGGCUUCAUCCGCCUGUGAUUUUUAAAAGGGUCCCCGCUUCGCCGUAGCGGAGAAGACCCGUUUCCCGCGGAGCUAGUCCCUCCAGUUCAGAGGGAGUCCGCCAUUGCCGGUGGCGCCACCCCGGAAGUCCAGUGUGAAUUAACUCUAAACACAGCUACAAACCAAGCUAUUGGGGAUUAAGGAUGGAGCAAAAUGACCCAAAACAAAAUGCCAAUGCUCAGCCACACUCAUUGUUGGAUUUGAUGCUGCUGGCAUGGUGCCCAUUGCUGCCUGCUGGGCAUUUUCCAUUUCUGUGCUUUUGAGCUUACAAACCUGGCGUCUGGGGGAGGAGGCAGAGAGGCAGGGCUUGGGGUCACCAUCCUAGCUUCUCAUCUGCGUCUUGAAUCUGGGGGGGGGGGGGGAAUGUCACUUUCUGCACGUUCUAGCAUGACCCAGAAGAAUUUAUUCCUUGUGCGAUGCCCCCUUCUUCCUUUUCAAAUACUCAUAUCCUGACCAUUUGGCAUGUUAAGACACAGCUGGAACAUAAAUGGGGUUGCAAGCUCCUCCCAUCACCUCUAACCAUUGGCCAUGCUGGCUGGAGCUGAUGGGACUGCGCUUGGGGGUCUGCAGUUCCCCAGCUCUUCUUUAUGAACUCAGGCAAGAGAAAAUCCUUCUCAUUACCUGCUACCUGAUCCUUUUAAGUGGAGAUGCUGUGAGAUUGAAGUUGGGGCCUUCUGCAGUCAAAGCAUGCGCUCUAUGGCUUCACCACCCUGAACACGUGCUAGAUAUGAGUUGGGGGAAAUAGCAGUGCCAUAUUAUUUUAGUACAUCUAUACAGUGGUACUUCGGGUUACAGACGCUUCAGGUUACAGACUCCGCUAACCCAGAAAUAGUACCUCGGGUUAAGAACAUUACCUCAGGAUGAGAACAGAAAUCAUGUGGCGGCAGUGGGAGGCCCCAUUAGCUAAAGCGGUACCUCAGGUUAAGAACAGUUUCAGGUUAAGAACUGACCUCCAGAAUGAAUUAAGUUCUUAACCUGAGGUACCACUGUAUAUAUCUUAAGUCCCCCAUCACCAUUAGAAGCUCAAGGUGGCAUGCCUGCUUCCCGCCACCCAUUUUAUUUUCACAACAACCCUGUGAGGUGGGUUAUAGGCCGAGAGAAAACAGCUGGCUCAAGGUCACUCAGUGAGCUUCACAGUGAGGUGGGGAUUUGAACCCGUGUCUUCCCAGUGCUCGUCCUUCCCAGCACUUUAACCACUAUACCACAUUCCCACUAGCUUUAGAUAGAAAGAGGAGUGGAACCUAAAAAUGAUUUCUUCCCCUUUAUUUUAAACAAAACAUUAAAAGAAUGUAGAUAAACGAAACUUUAACCAAGUGGGAGGGGGAAUAAAAGGUAAAGGGACCCCUGACCAUUAGGUCCAGUCGUGGCCGACUCUGGGAUUGUGGCGCUCAUCUCGCUUUACUGGCCGAGGGAGCCGGCGUACAGCUUCCGGGUCAUGUGGCCAACAUGACUAAGCCGCUUCUGGCGAAGCAGAGCAGCGCACGGAAACGCCAUUUACCUUCCUGCCGGAGUGGUACUUAUUUAUCUACUUGCACUUUGACGUGCUUAUGAACUGCUAGGUUGGCAGGAGCAGGGACCGAGCAACGGGAGCUCACCCUGUCACGGGGAGGGGGAUAGUCGUCUGCAUUUUUCUGGCACUUAAAAAAAUGGUUAGUUAAGACUUCCGUCUUAAAACUGUUCAAUGGGCAACUAAAGAACUAAAACAAAAUGAAUAAAACUCUUUAAAGAGUCACAAAGCAGUGCAAACAUUGUAGGGGAAAAGGGUAGCCUUACUCAUUCUGAAUCACAGAGGUGCAUUUGGAAUCUCACCGUGCAAAAACUUUCUGGGGUGGCAUGAUUUAGAAGGAAGGAAAGAGGAUGGAGGUUAGGCUCUCAGUACCUACAACCAAAACAUGGCCAUAAUAUGCCGUUAGUUAAGAAAUUGUAAUUAAGAAUCCAGGCAUUAACUUAUACCUGAGCAUGCCUGUUUCCUCCUCCCUCACCAAUCCAAUUUCCUUUUGUGCCAUGGUUUUUCAGAUUGUAAUCUCGAGGGCAGUCUUUCUCCCUCUUUUUAAAAAAAUCACCCUGUAAGCCGUUCUGGAAGGAAACCUUUUUUGGCUGCAGUGCAGGCUAAAAAUUACUUAAAUAAAAUAUGAAUGUGUGGGCUCCCUCCGUGACGUCAAACACCGAUAAAAACUCAUUGGGACGUACCUUUCUAUGCUGUGUAUUUCAUUCUUGCAUUUUAAUUUUACUUGUGUACCACCUUGGAAAGUUUUAUAUCCUGAAAGCUAUGGUUGGAUGGAAAUGAGUGCUGGAGAGGGCUGACUCACCCAGUCACUCCGAUUGUACAGUGAUGCUUUUCUUCCUGCCUGAACAAUCGUGGCAAUGCUCAUGGUAAACAAUUCAGAAUAUCUGGUUGCAAUGAGGGCAAGCUGAAUCUAGGCGGUGCAAAAAACUACAUCUGCUCCACAUUCUUCUGUUCCUCAUCCUAUUAUUCACCCAGAGCCAGAUUUCCCCCAGCUUUUUCAAAUCUAUGCCCAGAUUAGAUUUCUGCACAUGUACGCAUGCAUAUUUCAUGUAAGGGGCUGCAUUACGAAAGCAUCUCUGAGCAUGUGCAGAAAACUCUCUUUGUAGAGUAACCUAUAGGUAAAAAAAGGUAAAGGACCCCUGGACAGUUAAGUCCAGUCAAAGGUGACUAUGGGGUUGCGGCGCUCAUCUCGCUUUCAGGCCGAGGGAGCCAGCGUUUGUCCACAGACAGCUUUCCGGGUCAUGUGGCCAGCAUGACUAAACCGCUUCUGGCACAAUGGAACACCGUGACGGAAACCAGAGCAUAUGGAAACGCUGUUUACCUUCCUGCCACAGUGGUACCUAUUUAUAUACUUGCACUGGCGUGCUUUCGAACUGCUAGGUUGGCAGGAGCUGGGACAGAGCAAUGGGAGCUCACCCUUUUGUGCGGAUUCGAACCACCAACCUUCUGAUUGGCAAGCCCAAGAAGCUCAGUGGUUUAGACCACAGAGCCACCCGCACCACUACAAUCAGCCUCGACGCAGCUGGGAUAUGGGGAGCAGGUGCCCUAUGGCUGAGAGCAUCCAUGCAACCCGAGCCCUUUCUAAAACUAAGCAGUGUUGUGUUUUGUCUUGUAUGUGCAAGCACAUGUUCUCUGCCACCUCUCCAACUUUGCUUGCUGAUGUUUCAUGUCUCCCGAUACCGUUGUUCCUCGUUUCCCACUCCCGGCAUCCCUGUGUAGUCAAUUAAGCGAUGGCUGACUUUUUGCUCCCGGGAGACACCUCGCCGCACACAUGGCUACACGCACAGCGACACACACACUCACACAAACAAGCGAGCCCCUCGCGCUUCCUGCCUCAAGAUGCCUUGCGGAUCUGAUUAAUUCAUGAGGCUGUUCUGUAUGCAGGGAAGGCGCUGUUGGGAGAUGGCGCAAACAUGCGUUGCAAACGGCAAGGGAGAUAGGACUACCGUACCGUUGAUAUGUGGGCAUAAUUGGAGCAUUUGAGGGCCCAGGCAAGCAUGUGUGGGUGUCUGUUUGUGUGAAAGAGAGAGGUAUGUACGGAUAAAUGGUUUUGUCUCAGAACUGAAAUCUGCGCACGGCGGGGUCAAAGUCCGCGGUCAAACUGCGAACGUGGGGAACUGUAAUCUGACAGCUACGUUUGUUUGCUUUAAAAGCCACUUCAGAAAGACAUGAUUGCAAAAGUGGCACAGAGGGAAGGUGCUUAACCUUUCUUCAGCCGCCAUUUCCCCCUACUAAAUCACACACACACAUCAAUAGCAUUCCUCCAUGAAAGAUGCUGAAUGUAUAUUUGCAGGGGGGGGGAGGAAGAAAGAGAGCAAAAUAGUGUUUGUGUACAGCAGCAACAAAAGUAAAAAUAUGUGUGAGAAAUACAGAGGUGUACAUAGGUGUCUAUGUAUAGCUCUCAUGUACUUCUGUGUCUGAAGGGGGGGAAAAUGAAUGAAAAAGAAAUAUGUUUCUCUAUGUGAGGCUUGGUCUGCAGCUGGGAAUUUGCCCCAUUGAACUUGACAGAACUUACUUCUGAGUAGACAUAAGAUGUCUGUAUUAAGAGUGGGUAAAUGCUUCUUUGGGAACGCAGUAUGUUUGUGUCACAUCUGGGAUUUGGCUACAUGAUACUCAUAUUUCACAGCCGAUUUGCACUAGAUUCAGGGUAACCACAUGCACAUCACCAGAAAAAGAGGAAAUAAUAAUAAUAAUAAUACUCUGGGCAGCUCCCAACAGAAUUAACGAUGAUAAUGAUGAUGAUGAUGAUGAUGAUGAUGAUGAUAAUAAAGCGAUAAAACAUCAGAUAGUAAAAGCUUCCCUAAACAGGGCUGCCUUCAGAUGUCUUCUGAAAGUCAGGUGGUUGUUUAUUUCCUUAACAUCUGAUGGGAGGGCGUACCACGGGGAGGGCGCCUCUACCAAGAAGGCCCUCUGCCUGUUUCCCUGUAACCUCACUUAUCACAUAUAGGGAACCUCCAGAAUGCCCUCGGCGCUGGACCUCAGUGUCUGGGCUGAACAAUGGGGGUGGAGAUGCUCCUUCAGGUAUACUGGACCGAGGCCGCUUAGGGCUUUUAAAGGUCAGCACUUUGAAUUUUGCUCAGAAACGUACUGGAAACCAAUGUAGGUCUUUUAGGACCGGUGUUAUAUGGUCUCAUCGGCCACUCCCAAUCACCAGUCUAGCUGCUGCAUUCUGGAUUAGUUGUAGUUUCCUCCACCGCUACCUUGUGGCAUAGAUUUGCAUAAAAUUUGCACAUGUUGAUUUAUAGGAAUAGAAGAAAAUUUAGAAAGAAUUAUUAUAAUUUAAACUGAAAUACAGUGCAUUUUAUUACUUAGUUGGGACAUUUGUAAUCCUCGGCACAUUUGGGAAGGAGCACACUAAAAAAUAAAUCAGAAGCAGUGGAGUCUAAAACACUGACUGUAAAAAAACGGUAAGAAAACUUUUUUUAAAAAAACCCCACAAGACAUUCUGUCAGCCCAGUGCUUCAGACCCAAGACAUUUUGCUGCUUAAGGCAGAACAGAAAUGGUGCCUCUACCUAAGGUCUAGUUCUUUUGCCACCUGAGGUGGAAAAAUCCUAUAGGAAGUGGAGUAAUAACAGCAGCAAAUUGCUGCCCUUUCCAUUCAGUUGCUGCCGUUUCUAAAACACACGCCGGGUGCCAUUUUGAAAAGGAGUCCUGACAGGCAAACUAUGUUGUUUCAGCCGUGUUUCUUGUUCACGCUGCCUUCCUUGUUCGUGUGUAAAGUGAGGGGUGGAUGGAACAUAGUUUUUAAAUCAAAAUGGGAAGAGCUGAGAUUUCCUAACUUCAACGGGGUCCCCCAGCCCUGCGGUAGGGGCAAGUUAAACAAGUCUCCACAUGUAAACCCUCUAACAUUUCUCCGAUAAAAUAAUAAUAACAAUAAUAAUAAUAAAUUUUAUUUAUACCCCGCCCUCCCUGGCCAGAGCUGGGCUCAGGGCGGCUAACACCAGUAAAAUUACAAUAAAAACAUAAUAGGAAGGGGGGGACCCAAUUUAAAAUACAGUUUAAAAUGCAGCCUCAUUUUAAAAGUAGCCCAUAGAUCAAAACCGUAAGGGGAGGGAAACAUAAGGGUCAGACUGAUUCCAAACCAAAGGCCAGGUGGAACAGCUCUGUCUUGCAGGCCCUGAGGAAAGAUGUCAAGUCCCACAGGGCCCUAGUCUCUUGUGACAGAGCUUCCACCAAGUUGGGGCCAGUACUAAAAAGGCCGUGGCCCUAGUUGAGAGCAAUCUAACCAAUGGGGACAUUGUAUUCAAUAAUAAUACCCUGCCCAUCUGACUGGCUUGCCCCAGCCACUCUGGGGGGCUUCCAACAUACCGGUAAAUAAAAACAACAAAACAUUAACAUUUUUAAAAACUUCCCUGAAGGGCUGCCUUCAGGUGUCUUCUAAAGGUUGUCUAGUUACCUCCUUGGUUGGGGGGGGGUCGCAUAACUCCAUCCCCUCUGACAUUUCUCCGAUGAACAUAGGGACGUCCUAAGGAAAAGCGGGACAUUCCGGGAUCAAAUCAGAAACUGGCAUGGCUUCUGGAAAUCCGGGACUGUCCCUGGAAAGUAGGGACAUUUCGAGGGUCUCCCAGGCCAAUAGGUGUAAUAGGAUGCCCGCCCUAUAGGUAGCCUGUUCUGUUCUGGGAGGUCAUGUCUUUGAAAGGAUACUACUGAAUGACGGCUGUGCUCUUCUCUUCUCUGAAUGCUCUCUCUGUGUGUCUCCUUCCCUUCUUGCCCUCCAUUCCACCACCCCUUUUCUGUGUCCCCCUUACUCGGUGGGGCUUGAAUUUCACUCGUUUGCCCCCUCCCCGCUUCCCUCCUUCCUUCCUUUACGUUGCAUCUUGCCCUCUCCGCACUCCAUCCUUCCUCCCGCGGCCGCCCCCCCGGCCGCUUCUACGCUGACCUCUUCCUCUCACGCUCGCUUUUCCUCGCCUGCCACCGCUCUGCCCCCCUUCCCGUUUCUCUCUUUCACCCCCAGAUUUUAAUGAUGUGAUUCCAGAGACCCAGAGGCUGGACAGCAGCUUGCAGAAGGCCCGAGCCCAGCUCUCCGCCAAAGGCAGGCGGCAGCGCCCCUCCAGGUCCCGGUUGAGAGACAGUGUCAGCUCCACAGAAGGGGAUGAUAUCCUGGAGAAAAAGGUCAGUGUUAAGUUGUGGGUGAACAUAUCAGACGACACAGCGAUUCUUCAAACAGCUCUUGUUUAUUCCCAGGCCAAAACAGAACUGUACUGAAGGGUUCAGCCAGCCUGCUUAUAUAGAGCUCCACUACAAUGCAACAGUAACCACUUUCUGUAACUAGCCAAUCACGGAACGUCACUUUCAAUUCCUUAUUUGCAUAUGUGGACCUGAGUGAAAACUAUCUACAGUAUCCCCCUGCUGGCCCAGGGUGAGAACUUCAGUACAUAACAGUCAGUGCCCGGCCGAUGCCCCACCAAAUAUCUACCUAUGCAUUACUCUCGCUUUCAGACCCUCCAACAUCCCACGGAUGAAAACAGGGAUAUUUCUCACUCCCUCCACCAAUGGACCAAGGUGGAUAAAAAUAAAUGAAUUAAAAAAUAUUUUAAAAAUCUCAUAUUUUUAAAAUUUAAAUAAGAUUUUUUUAAAGUUUAAAUUGGAUUUUUAAAAUUUAAAUCGGAUUUUUUAAAAAUAAAAUGCUUUUGGAGGAAAAUUUUUCUAAAGAUAGUUUUCUAUUGAAGUUACCUUAUAGUCCAAAGGCUAUUCAUCAGGUAAUAAGGAUUUGUUUUAAGUUUUUCCAUGUGUGCUAAAAUUCAGACUAAGCUUUUAAAAAAAAUAAAAAUAAAAAAUUGUUUAACCACAUCAGUUAACAAACAUGGAUACAUAUGCUAUAAUGUUAUUGUUUCAGUUAAACAAAUUAUUUAAAUUGUUAUGAAGGAAAUGAUUGUUUUUCUCCUUCCAAUAAAGUGUAGCAGAAAAGUUGUCCAAAUAUAAACUGUUAACUCAUUAAACCUCAAAAUAAUUUUAUAAUUAUCUGCCUAUGUAUUUCUAAUAGUAUAACCAAAUCAGUAAUUUUUGAUAUUACUGUAAAAAUGACUGAAAAUUUAUCAUUCCAAAAAUGAAACCUUUGUCUGGUUGUAAAUAUUAAGAUUAUACCAGCAAGAGUGAGUCUUUCUGUAAAAAAAUGAUUUAAAUCAAGUCUUACUGACUAGUGAUAUAAAUCAAGUUUCACUGACUCAUGAUUUAAAUCGAUUUGAUUUAAAUCAAGUCUACCCUGCAACGAACCCUCCUCAACCCCCAACGCACACACCCCGCGGGGCGGAGCCUCAGUGAUGACAGUCUCUCCCAGGUCCGGAUUUAGGUUUGAUGAGGCCCUAAGCUACUGAAGGUAAUGGGGCCCUUUACAUGUCUGCUGUCCUUUGUCAACAACAAAUUGCUGCUGUUUUUUUGAGUUGAAUAUAUGCUAUAUGGUAAUUUAUGGACCUAAUAGGUAUCUCAAGCCAUUUGCACAUCUUGCUAUGCAACCAGUCCAUGGCGAAUGUGGGCAACCUAUAUAUAGAAAGGAGCAAACCGGUGAUAUUUUAGGCUAGCAGGCAGGGCCCAUUACUUACAUCAUAGGAGCCUACACAACACAAAACACUGUUGCUGUAUGUAGGAUUUAUUUACUUUGCUUUUUAUCUUAUAUUUUGGAAAUGUACAUCCAGGUUUUUUUCCUUUUUAAUUUUUUGGGCGCCCCCAAGAGAGUGGGGCCCUAAGCUAUAGCUUGUUUAGCUUAUACGUAAAUCCGGCACUGGUCUCUUCCAUACACUCCAACAUUUCUCUGACGAAAAUAGGGACUUCCUAAGGUAGGGACGCUGGUGGUGCUGUGGGUUAAACCACUGAGCCUAGGACUUGCUGAUCAGAAGGUUGGCAGUUCGAAUCCCCGUGACGGGGUGAGCUCCCGUUGCUCGGUCCCAGCUCCUGCCAACCGAGCAGUUCAAAAGCAUGUCAAAGUGCAAGUAGAUAAAUAGGUACCGCUCUGGUGGGAAGGUAAACGGCGUUUCCGUGCACUGCUCUGGUUCACCAGAAGCGGCUUAGUCAUGCUGUAUGCCGGCUCCCUUGGCCAAUAAAGCGAGAUGAGCACCACAACCCCAGAGUCGGUCACGACUGGACCUAAUGGUCAGGGGUCCCUUUACUUUACCUUUUACCACCUUGAUGUCAAAGUGCAUGUCAAAGUGCAAGUAGAUAAAUAGGUACCACUCCGGCGGGAAGAUAAACGGCGUUUCCGUGCACUUCUCUGGUUUGCCAGAAGCGGCUUAGUCAUGCUGGCCACAUGACCCGGAAGCUGUAUGCCGGCUCCCUCGGCCAGUAAACCGAGUUGAGCGCCGGAACCCCAGAGUCGGUCACGACUGAACCUAAUGGUCAGGGGUCCCUUUACCUUUAAGGAAAAGUGGGACAUUCCGUAAUAAAAUCAGAAACUGGGACAGCUUCUGUAAAUCUGUGACUGUCCCUUGAAAAUAGGGACACUUGGAGGGUCUGCCUUGAGCUCGCAGGUGAACCCACCACCCUCUGUAUCCUAAGCAUCAUCUCCUUGGUUUGGGCUUUCAGAGAUGCCUGUUCAUCUCCUGGUGGUUGAAACAUCAAGGGAUCAAAUCAUGUUGCCUAGAAGGCUGCCCACCCCUGGGUGGACCUGGAAGGUCACUUAAAGGCCCACUGGGGGGUUGCAGCCAGAUCUCAGGUGGGGCGCCGCAGGAGCACUGCCAGCAUGCAAAUCUAGGGUGAAAGCAUAGGAGCCAACUCCUGGGGGCUGAGGUCCCUUUGCUCCCCCCCCCCAAUAAAAUGUUUGAGGGGAGAACCCAAAGUUGAUGGGCAUUGCCAUUCAAAUGGUGCGUGUGUGCUGCCUCUUGUGAUGGACUAUGCAAGGCAAGGCUUAGCUGCCUCCCCUAUUUUAUUUGAUUUUAUUUGAUUUUAUUCAGGUUGGCACUGGGGUUAAGAAAAGGGGUCCCAGAGGCAUGUUUGGGUUAAAAAUGGUUUCUGGGUCUGAACAGGUUGACGAUCAUCUGGGCAAAAUGCCCUCGUGGUACCGUACCUUACAGAAUAUCAUGGGGCAGUGACCCAAAAGUUGACAUUUCACACUAUUUCCCUUGGAUUAUGGGAUGCCCCUUUCACUGCUAUGUGAAGUAGCAGCCACCAGUUGUUUCAGAUCACUUGUGGAAAAUAUACUUUUUUGGCCAGGUGAAAGUUUGAGCGUUCAUUAAGUACCCAAGCUCUUGUUUUAUAUGCCUCGACACAACCAUUUUACUAGUUUUAUGUUGUGUUCUUGCUUCCACGACAUUGUUUUGCUUCUGUGUCGUGCAUCGCUUAGUUUUAAACAUUAAGCAGUAUAUAAACACUUUUAAAUAAAAGGAAAAUAAGUAACUUUCAUCUGGUUUGCCAUUGUUAAACAAGGUUCUAAACUGGAUAAGCCAUUGGUCCAACUUUUCAUUUAUUCCUACAUAUAAUAUCACAGAUAAACCAUUAAUCACUCCAAUAACAGAAUCCCUAGUGGGGCCAGUUCACCCAUUCAGAUGCCGGUUCAUAAGUUAUUACAGUUCUAUAGAGAUACAUUGUGGAUGGACCAGCCCUAAGCCUCCCUAAUAUCCAAAUUAGUGUUGCUGCUGUACACUUUCUGUAGGGAAGGUGGUCAUAGAUGUACCGUAUUUAUCUUGUUAUUUACACCCAGGCAGCGAAUGUGUUUAAUCCUGCUCGUAGCCGCCUUCUGUCCCCAUAAUUCUACUCACUCCACUCCACCCCCAGAUGAAAUCUCUCAUGAAAGAUCUGGAGGGGCUGUUUAGAGGAUCACUACAAUUAUUGUCCAUUAGCGUUUUCAUCUCUAUUUUGCAAAUUGCAGAUUGUACUUGAUGGCCACAUGUUUAGAUGGCUUUUUAAAAGCAGAUUGGGCCAAUUCCUGGAGGAUGAGUCCAUCCAUGACUACAGGUCGCGAUGGCUAUAGGCACCUUCUAGAUUCAGAGGCCGUAUGCUGUGGGACCCUCAUUUCUGUGGCCUAAGAGAAGGAGAACGUUAUUGUCCUCUUGUCCUUGUUGUGGGCUUCCCACUGGCAUGUGGUUGGUCAAUGUGAGAACUAAGAUGCUGAACUUAAUGGGCUGAUCUCGCUGGGGGUCUUAUGUCUUUCCUCAUUCUAGUCCAGUGAGAUAGCACCACUUUAGCUAAUGGGGCCUCCUGCUGCCGCACCGCCGGAGCACGAUUUCUGUUCUCAUCCUGAAGCAAAGUUCUUAACCUGAAGCACUAUUUCUGGGUUAGUGUAGUCUGUAACCUGAAGCGUAUGCAACCUGAAGCGUAUGUAACCCAAGGUACCACUAUAUUACUAUUAGUAUCAUUACCAUGGAUGGUUAGGUGGCCAUUUGUUGUACUGUGAGACCCCCCUCCUGGUCCACUGGGCAUGCAAGUCUGUCUGCAGUCAGAAUGCCCAGGCAGCUGGACUCUUUUCUAUCUGCUUCUCCUUGCAGGCGGGUGAUAGCUGUGGAAGCCCUCUCCACCGCCUGAGGUCUCCUCUCCACGGUUCCCUCCAGGCCUCAUCUCCUCUCUCCGGUUCCUCGCCCUUCACUCGCGCCGGCGAGUUCUCCUUUGAUGCCCCGACAGUCCGGAGGUCGGUGGAGCAGGAAGAGCAGCCGUCGUCGCCCCUCAUCCGUUACCGACCUCUGACCAACACCUCCUCCCAGGAGGCCUUAGGGGGCACCCCCACCAGCUCCUCGCCCAAGUCCUGCCACAGUUCAGACAGCUCACCCAUCUAUGCACGCAGGGAGAGGCACAGUGAAGGUAAGCAGGGGCUCUGGGCAGCUUGGGGCUGGGGGAAACCAUAGACCUUGCCACAAUACAUGUCAUCAUUGAGGGAAGAAGUACCGUAUUUUUUGCUCUAUAAGACGCACCAGACCACAAGACGCACCUAGUUUUUGGAGGAGGAAAACAAGAAAAAAAACAUUCUGAAUCUCAGAAGCCAAAACAGCAAGAGAGAUCGCUACGCAGUGAAAGCAGCAAUCCCUCUUGCUGUUCUGGCUUCUGGGAUGGCUGCGCAGCCUGCAUUCGCUCCGUAAGACGCACACACAUUUCCCCUUACUUUUUAGGAGGGAAAAAGUGAGUCUUAUAAAGCAAAAAAUACGGUACCUAAAGGGCACAUAACCUGUCUGCAGAUGCACAAACCUACCUGCAGAUUGAUUUGAUGCAGAAAAGGUUAAACCUCCAUCCUCCCAGAAAUAUCCUGUAAGUUCUUAAAGAAAGUAAACACACAAUAACCUCAAGAAAAGGUUAUUUCUGUAUGCCACCAGUGUUUUGCUAGUCCCCAAAUUGAAAAUGAGCAAAGUCCCAACUAGAGAAGAAUGGCAACUUAAAACUGACAGAAUAUAUGCAGCUUGCGGAACUAACAUAUAGAAUAAGAGAACAAGAAGCACAUAAGUUUAAAGAAGAUUGGAAAAUGUUUACUGAAUAUAUGGGAGGAAAUUGUGUACACUUGAAAACGUUGGCAGCAUUAAGAUAAAUUCAACAGUGUAAAUAAGUUUUGAUGGAUGUAAUAAUGGAAUAAAAGGUAAAGGUAAAGGUACCCCUGACCGUUAGGUCCAGUCGCGGACAACUCUGGGGUUGCACACUCAUCUCGCUCUAUAGGCCGAGGGAGCCAACGUUUGUCCGCAGACAGCUUCUGGGUCUUGUGGCCAGCAUGACACAGCUGCUUCUGGUGAACCAGAGCAGCGCAUGGAAACGCUGUUUACCUUCCCGCCGGAGCGGUACCUAUUUAUCUACUUGCACUUUGGCGUGCUUUUGAACUGCUAGGUGGGCAGGAAUUAGGACUGAACAAUGGGAGCUCACUCCGUCGCGGGGAUUCGAACCACUGACCUUCCGAUGGGCAAGCCCUAGGCUCUGUGUUUAGACCACAGCGCCACUGAAUGGUAUAGUUUAUGUAAAAUAUGCAGAGAUUUAUGUUAUGCAAAAUGAACCAUGAAAAGAAAAGAAGGGAAGUCAUUGAUGUUUUAAGGUUAUUUAAAUGAAUACACUAAAUUGUAAAACAUUUGCGCUUGAAUAAUAUUCCUUACACAUCUUUCCAAGCCUUCAUUUCAGCCAGGGCUUCAUUUCAGAGCUUAGUUUUCCAACCCCAGGCCAUAUGCGCAGAACACAGGAAAUAUUAGUAAAAACAACGGAGCUCUUGAGCAUGUGCAGAAAGUUGGUUGGCGGGCGGGGGGAGUAUAAAAAGGAGAAUUCCCCAGAUGCCAAGAUCCAGGUUUGGGUGCAAGAAAUCUUUGGUGAAAGAACCCCAGCAGAUAUUUAAAACCACAAAAUAUGCAACAAAGCAAAGCAUGUAAUAUAGGCUACUGUGCCUUUAAAAUAUGCUCUUCUAAGGUCCUUCUAAAGUCUUCCAUUUUCCGUAGCACAGAAAAAGACCACACAUUUGGAAAGCUAAUAAUGUUUACUUACAAACUCUUCAAAGGUCAGGUUUUCCAUACAGCAGUCAGAAAACACAGGCAUCAAAACUUAGGCUAAUUCAAAAGUGGUUAAAAUCCCUACAUUAUUUGUGUAUCAGGCUUUGGCCUAAGCACUUCUCAUUUCAGAAAUUAAACACUGUUCCCUCUCACCUCCCCGUUUCCCCUUCCAGAUGACAGCCGGGACACGAGCCCGCCAGAUCCUGCAAGCCCAACUAUUGGUCUCGACAAGAAAACCCGACGGAAGUUUCUGGAUUUAGGGUGAGUCUUGAAAGCCGGCUAUUCAGAGACAAGGAGUGGACCACACUGAUUCAUUUGGUAUCUUUGGGGUCUCUUUCACAGCCCCCUCUGCUUGUGUGCUUUCUACAUAUCUCAGAACUGCACCUGAUUUUUCCACAUGUGCCUAAUUGUCCCCUUCCUGAUGCACAGGGUCACCCUCCGAAGGGCAUCUUCUGGGAAGAGCAGGAAAGAAAAAGGGGGCAAUCGUCUCUCCAUGGGCAACAGGUAAGCAAUUGGCAAUUUCCUGAGGCUCCUCUCAAAUUGAUUUCUCGUGGAACCCUGGAAAUUAUGUGGAAGGUGGGUGAUACACAGACAUGCGCACGCACACACAUAAUAGAGGGGCGUCAGAAACACCCACCCAAAAAAGUGUCAUGCAAUUGUGUCCCUAGUGAUAGCUUUUAUAGGUUUUCCCAAACUUGGGUUUCCAGCUGUUUUUUUUUGACUACAGUUCCUAUUAUCCUUAGCUAGCAGGUCCAGUGGUCAGGGAUGAUGGGAAUUGUAGUCCCCAAACAGUGGGAGCAGCGUCGGAUUUACGUAUAAGCUAAACAAGCUAUAGCUUAGGCCCCCACAAAAUUUAAAGGGGAAAAAACUGGAUGUACAUUUCCAAAAUAUAAGAUAAAAAACAAAUCAAAUAAAACCUACAUACAGCAACAAUGUUUGUGUUGUGUAGGCCCCUAUGAUGUAAGUCAAGGGCCCCGCCUGCUAGCCUGCUCCCUAAAAUAUCACUGGUUUGCUCCUUUCUAUAUAUAGGGUGCCUACAUUCUGCUAUUCAUAAUCAGUAGUAGUUUGCAUCAUAUACUUACACCUAUUAUUAUUUCAUGUUAUAGCAAGUUUCUAGGGACUAGAUUAUGAGUCUUUGUACAUUGCGUUUCUAAAGGAACUUUUGUUAUUGCCAAAUACCAAUGUGUUUGCAUUAUUAAGUUUGUUAUGAAUAAAAAAAUCAUUUUAGGCUAGUUUAAUAAUUAUUUCAGUAUUAAUAUACUUCUUAAUUGUAUUUCAGUUCAAUAAUUACUAUGAUAAAAUACAUAUUUUGUUAUGUGCAAAUGGCUCUAGAUACCUAUUAGGUCCAUAAAUUACCAUAUAGCAUAUAUCCAACACGAAAAACAGCGACAAUUUGUUGUUGACAAAGGACAGCUAGACAUAUAAAGGGCCCCAUUACCUUCAGUAGCGUAGGGCCUCAUCAAACUUAAAUCUGGGGGGAGAGUUUGGGAAAUUUCACAACUGUGCUGAGGCAUAUAUGUGAAACUAAUCCGUCUCUGACUAUGUUUCAUCUUUGGAUUCAUGCUCCCCAUCCUGAUCACAAUAAAAAUAAAUAAAAAUUAAGAUUUAUUUUUUAAGUGAAUCUUGUACAGAUAGAAUAAGGAAAUAUAGCUAAAUGCAACAAAAUACCAUGCAGUUUAUUGGUUCUUUUAACAGUACAGUGGUACCUUGGUUCCAGAACGGCUUAGAUGUUGAACGAAUCGGCUCCCAAACGCUGCAAACCCGGAAGUAAGUGUUCCGGUUUGCGAACGUUUUUUGGAAGCUGAAUGUCCGACACAGCUUCCACGGCUUCCAAUUGGCUGCAGGAAGCUCCUGCAGCCAAUUGGAAGCUGUGCCUUGGUUUCUGAACGGUUUCGGGAGUCGAACGGACUCCUGGAACGGAUUAAGUUCGAGAACCAAGGUUCCACUAUAUAAUGAUUGUAUCAGUUCGGAUUAUUUAUCAUUUCUCACUUGCGUGACUGAAAUUGCUUCCAAUACUGCUUUUCCAGCACCUUAGCACUUAGUUCUGAUCCCAGUAUUGCACAAAGGACGUGGGUGGCGCUGUGGGCUAAACCACAGAGCCUAGGAGUUGCUGAUCAGAAGGUCGGCGGUUCGAAUCCCCGCGACAGGGUGAGCUCCCGUUGCUCGGUCCCUGCUCCUGCCAACUUAGCAGUUCGAAAGCACGUCAAAGUGCAAGUAGAUAAAUAGGUACCACUCCAGUGGGAAGGUAAACGGCGUUUCCGUGUGCUGCUCUGGUUCGCCAGAAGCGGCUUAGUCAUGCUGGCCACAUGACCUGGAAGCUGUACACCAGCUCCCUCGGCCAAUAAAGCGAGAUGAGCGCCACAAAACCAAAGUCGGUCACGACUGGACCUGAUGGUCAAGGGUCCCUUUACCUUUACCUAUGUCAGUAUUCCAGUGGGAGUCUCUUUUCCAAUCCCGCGACCUCCCCAGAUUUUUCUUAUCGCAAGUUAUAUCAUCAGCUUUGCAACCCCAUUUCCUUGCUGUUUAUACUUGUCCCCCUUCCCUGCAGGGAGCUGAUGGAGGGCCCCAGCCGCUCCUCUGCCUCGACCUUCAUGCCUUUCUCCUGGUUCACGGACAGCGGCAAAGGCUCCGCCUCCUCAGGAAGUACUGCCUCCCCCACCUCCUCCCCCAAGAAUGAGGCCUUCAGCCGCAAGAAGUCUGCCUCGCAGGUUAUGAGUCCGUCUGAUGGGUAAUGGGCUGGUACCCCAAGCCCCAUACUAGGGCAUGGUUGGCAGUGGUGUAGCGUGUGUGUAGGGGAUCACAGGGGCGGUUGCCCCAGGUGCAAGAUUGUUAGGGGGCACAAAAUGUCAGCACCUGGUGCUGCCUCAAUACAGUCGCUGGGCUCCGUUGAAAACGGCUUCUCUGUGCAAACCAGGAAGGGACCUUUCCAGACAACUUCCUGGGCGCUGUUGGUGCCACUAGGCAGUUGAAUGUGCAUGUGUAAUCCGUCCUUUUCCCUCCCUCCCACCCUCUCCGCACUGCCCCGAGCACUGACAACCCAUGCUACACCACUGACAGCUUCUGCUGUUUUGGUGAAGCUGAGAAAGGGCAGCCUUUCCUAGCAAGCGUGAGCUGGGUUAUUGGAAAUGAGGAAAUUCAUCGCCAAAUGAGGAGACCCAGAUUUGCAUACAGUUUGUGUAUGCAGACAUUGUGUGUCAUCACUCCCCCCCCCCCCCGGUUAUACGUGAUCAGCUCGUGUGCAACCACGUAUACGCGUGGCACUGGUAAAUAAAUAAAUAGGUUCAAACCAGGAAAUGGAGAGCUCGAGAGUCCUUGUGCUUGAGAGGACAUCCUCCCCGGAGCCCAGAGAGGAUGUCAAUGAAGGCAGAAGAUGCCCAAAGAGAGCAGAGGUGCCCCAUUCAUUUAGGCUGCUCAGCCUCCCUGCCUAGCAGCUGACUUAUGGGGUAGCGUAGCAGCUUUAGUUGAGGAGAGAGUUGUGUGUAGAGAGAGAGCAGAAGCAAGAGCAGAAAGGAACAGGCAUUUAGAGGCCUGACAUGGGUGGCGCUGUGGGUUAAACCACAGAGCCUAGGACUUGCCGAUCAGAAGGUCGGCAGUUCGAAUCCCCGCAACAGGGUGAGCUCCUGUUGCUCGGUCCCUGCUCCUGCCAACUUAGCAGUUCGAAAGCAUGUCAAAGUGCAAGUAGAUAAAUAGGUACCACUCCGGUGGGAAGGUAAAUGGUGUUUCCAUGCGUCGCUCUGGUUCGCCAGAAGCGACUUAGUCAUGCUGGCCACAAGACCCGGAAGCUGUACGCCGGCUCCCUCAGCAAAUAAAGCGAGAUGAGCGCAGCAACCCCAGAGUCGGCCACGACUGGACCUAAUGGUCAGGGGUCCCUUUACCUUUACCUAGCCUCUUGCAUGAUUUUUGCAUGUGUGCAGGCCUCCAGAAUAUAACCCCCACAUGAGUGGUGUUAUUCCUGCAUAAGACUGGUGUGUCCGUAUGUCCCCCCCACCCGCCUCCAGUACAAUAAUUGUUUUUCCGUGUGCCACUUUUCUGCAGUAAACCAUGCUCAAUGUACUGCAUGCCAUCAAAAACGACCAGCUAAUUCUGUAAGAACUGCAAUCUACCUCAACAUUUAUAAACAGUAAUGCAAAUAUAAACAAUAUUAUUUAUUUAUUUAUAUUUAUACCCCGCCCUCCCCGGCCAAGACCGGGCUCAGGGCGGCUAACAUCAACUAUAAAAACAAUUGAUUAAAAUACAACUUAAAAACAGGAUUAAAGUACAACUUAAAAUGCAGCCUCAUUUCAGUGGAAGCUCAGAUCAAAAACUGUUUUGGGGUGAGAAAACGUCAAAUCUUCACCAAGGCCAACUAUCCAGACUGGUCCUACGUGGGCCAGAAAAAAGCAAAAAGCCAGGGAAGUCCCCAAAUAGGGGUUCCGUCACAGAAGGAAAAGGAAAGAGGGGGAUCAGGCUGGUUCCAAGCCAAAGGCCAGGCAGAACAGCUCUGUCUUACAGGCCCUGCAGAAAGAAAUCAGAUCCCGCAGGGUCCUGGUCUCAUGAGACAGAGCGUUCCACCAGUCCGGAGCCAGUGCUAAAAAGGCCCUGGCUCUGGUUGAGGCUAAUCUGACUGCCUUAGGGCCCGGGAUCUUUAGAGUAUUACUAUUUAUGGACCUUAAGGUCCUCUGCGGGGCAUACCAGGAGAGGCGGUCCCGUAAGUACGAGGGUUCUAGGCUCCUAUGAAUAAAUAUUCAGUAAAGCACUCGCCGAUAGCAAGAGCUAACAAUAAAGAAUAAGAUACGGAUAAGUAGCAAACUAGAACACAUAUCCCAAACUGAAUCUUGACUCCAGAAGCAAUCCCUAAUUGAUAUCUCGCCCCGAUGUUUUCUGCUAGGAACCAUAGGCAGCAGAAGCAGCCUUUGUAGCUGGAGUCAGUCAGCCCACCCCCACCCCCAGCCUGGUCAAAAAGGGCCAGGCUGAGAGUCGCCUUGCAGGACUUUUCCUUAACCCUUCUCUGUCCUGCCAACAGGAAUCUACCCUGAGUGAUGACUCCACCCCUCCCAGCAGUAGCAGCAGCCCCAAGACCCUGAGUGGAGCUCAUCCUGAGACGACAAAGUGCUCCUACCCCUACCACACCCUGUCCCAGUCGUCUGAUGAGGUAAGUCCCCUGGCAAGCGAUGCCCCGGUGCACCUGGGUCUUUAGAACCACCUGCACAAUGCCACCGAUAUCUCCACCAGGGACGCGGGUGGAGCUGUGGUCUAAACCACUGAGCCUCUUGGGCUUGCCGAUCAGAAGGUUGGCGGUUCGAAUCCGUGUGAUGGUGAGCUCCCAUUGCUCUGUCCCAGCUCCUGCCAACCUAGCAGCUCGAAAGCACGCCAGUGCAAGUAGAUGAAUAGGUACCACUGUGACGGGGAGGUAAACGGCAUUUCCGUGCGCUCUGGUUUCCGUCACAGUGUUCCGCUGCACCAGAAGCAAUUUAGUCAUGCUGGCCACAUGACCCGGAAAGCUGUCUGUGGACAAACGCCAGCUCCCUCGGCCUGAAAGCGAGACGAGCGCUGCAACCCCAUCGUCACCUUUGACUGGACUUAACCAUCCAGGGAUCCUUUACCUUUUUACCUCCCUCCAGUCUGCCCUUUAAUGAGGACUAGUAACUUUUUUCUCUUGGAUCCUGAGUGCACCUGUUUUUGGCUCAACCUGCUGUUCUGAGAGCCGAUAUCUUGAGCAAAGACUCACCAGCACUGAACCAUGUGAACAACUAAUAAAAAAACAAGGCCCUUUGAGCAUGGGCAGAAUACACCACUUGCUACCGACGACAGCCCAAGCUGGAUGAUGGUCUCUCCUUUUAUACUGCUAACCGCCCUGCAAUCCUCAGAUGGAUAAAUUUAAUCAGUGCUGGUUUUUUGGAAAAAUAGUGCCAGAACUCAUCAUGAACACCACCCAUUGGUGCCCACCUGAGAGGUGCCGCAACCGAGUUCCAGUGUAUUCCAGCUGGGGGGUGGGGAGUCCUGAAUUUAAUAAAUAAGUUAAAAACAAAAACAUCAAGAUGCAUUAUCGUCAUCAUCAGUGCUUUUCUUCUAGGGGGGAAAAAGGUGCCGGUACCAUGUACCCCUGAGUACCCUCAGAAAAAACAACAACACUGAUUAUCAUCAUCAUCAUCAUCAUUCAUUGCAUACUCUCAUAAUCCUCUCUGCAGUUCCUGGAUGAGCCUCUGAGUGCAGCUUCGACGUGGAGCAGUCAGAAAGUGGGGCAGUGGUUGGAGAGCUUGAACCUGGAGCAAUACAUGGCAGAAUUUGCCGCCCAGGAAGUGGACGGCCAGCAGCUCCUCCUCCUCGAUGGAACCAAGCUGAAGGUGAUGGAGAAGAGGGGCGAGGGGGUUUGCAUCCCAGCCACACUCCUGCUUUGCAAUCGCUGCUGGCGGGGUGGCAAUGCUUUUCUGCUUUAGUGGACUGCAGAGAGCUUUGGGGUUCUUCCUUUGAGCAGUGGGCGGCUGGGGAGCCGCUGGUGUAUACCACUAAGAUGGGUUGGGCUCUGACGUGGUCGCUAGGGAUAGCCUAACUACUGUUGUCUGUGCUUGGGUAACCCUCAAGGUUAGAUUACUGCAAUGCGUUAUACGUAGGGCUGCCUUUGAAGAUGGUCUGGAACUUCAGCUGGUGCAGAAUUCAGCAGCCAGGUUGCUCACUGGAGCAAGAUGGUUUGAGCAUAUUAUACCGAUCCUGGUCCGACUGCACUGGCUACCAAUUAGUUUCCCAAUUCAAAGUGCUGGUUUUGACCUAUAAAGCCAUAAACGGCUCAGGACCGCAAUACCUCAAGGACCGCCUCUUCCCAUAUAAACCUACCCGGACCCUGAGAUCAUCUUCUGAGACCCUCCUUCAUGUGCCUCCUCCUUGAGAGGUCUGGAGGGUGGCAACAGGAGAACGGGGCCUUCUCUGCAGUGGCUCCCCGUCUUUGGAAUGCUCUCCUCAGGGAAGUUCGCCUGGCACCUUCAUUACACACCUUUAGGCACCAGGCAAAAACGUUCCUCUUUAACCAGGCCUUUGGUUGAUCCAAUUUGCAUCCUAUGCCCUUUUAAAAUGUGGCUCUUUGGGGGGUGGGGUAUUAUUGGGUUCUUGCUUUUAUUUUUAUUUUAUAUACUGUGAUCCUUUUAUGCUAACUGCCUUGAGACCUCUGGGUAUAAUAAAAUAGUAAUAAUAAUAAUAAUAUCCACCUUGCAGAUAAGGUUCAAUACAGAUACACAGAACCUAAUUUUUUUUAGUGUUUACUAACGAGGACCUAAUUAACUUUUGCUGACCCUGCAAAAAAAGGUGGCAAAAGUUAACUAGGACGGCACAUGCAGAAUUAAAAUGAACUCAGGAACUUUCAACGGGCAAGGAAUCCUAGGAGUACAUGAAGCUGUUUUGUCCGGAAUAUUUGUCCAUGUAACCCAGUACCGUCUACUCCAGCCGUUGCCAGGAUGGUGCCAUCAUCCCUGCUGGAAACGCUGGCUUGGGGUUAUGAGAGUCAUUGUUCAAAAAAUCGGGACGGGUAUCACUGUGGCUACCCUUGGCCUGCUGUACCCAGCAGGGACUGUCACAGGGUCUCAGCUUUCCCAACACCUGCCAUUUGAUUUUUUUAAACCAAUGAAGCCAGGGGUUGAGUACAGGACUCUUUUUUGACAAGAUGGCACUUUAGGAUGAGAAAGGGGAAAGAAGAGCAGGUGUACCAUAAUGUCAGAGACUGGCAGGCCACUGGGACGGAGGACUGGAGUCUGACUUGGGAAAAGGGGUCAUUGAUUUGGGGGGAAAUCAGAGGCAGGGGAAGUUUCAGAGCUGGAGGGUUGAGCACAGCAUAGGUCGGAAGAAGGGGAAGAAGAGGCAGGUCAGGCAAAGGAAGGACCCAGGUGCUUCCCCACCCUCUCCUGCACCAUUACUCCGGAACCAGGAGGGGACUGAAGAGGGAGGAGCAGAGGAAGUUUCCACUCAGGCCAGGUCUCAGCUCGUCAGGGGAGGUACAUAAACUGGUGGAGGGAGAGUGGUCCCCUGUUGCUGUAACUGCUCCAUAGAGCGUGGACCCGGGAAUAGCUGUCUAGACGCUAGAUUGUUGUGCGUAGUUAUCCAGAGCUGCAGAAGUGGCAGGGUUAUCUUAAACAAUAGAGACUUAACUAUCUGCCAUGUUCAUUCCUUUGGCUGAGAAGUGCCCUUGACACACAUUUGAGUGUCUGACCACAGCUUACCGCCUAGUCAGCCAGCUUAAGAACCUCUUCUGUGAAGGUGGUGUCUGAGCCCUGACCUCCACUGCAGGAAGAAUGGAGAUACAGAAAGCGAUGCUAUUGCUGAUAUUCAGGAGUGCCAGCUUGCGCCCACGACUGUGGCUGCCUGGGGACAUGGGUGCCUUGCAGUGUGCACUGAAAUUUGUGGGUGCCCAGCCCUUUCAUGGGGAAUUUUGUGGGUGCUCGGGCACCCAGGGCCCCAGGAAGUUGGCACCUGUGUGGAUAUUUGUGUGGAAUUUUGUGGGUGCUCACGUACCCAGGGCCCCAGGAAGUUGGCACCUGUGUGGAUAUUUGUGUGGAAUUUUGUGGGGGCUCACGCACCCAGGGCCCCAGGAAGUUGGCACCUGUGUGGAUAUUUGUGUGGAAUUUUGUGGGUGCUCACGCACCCAGCGCCCCAGGAAGUUGGCACCUGUGUGGAUAUUUGUGUGGAAUUUUGUGGGUGCUCACGCACCCAGGGCCCCAGGAAGUUGGCACCUAUGUGGAUAUUUGUUUGUGUGUGUGUGUGUGUGUGUGUGUGUGCUGAGGACACAAACUUCUGAACUUUGCAUGUUCCAAAUUCUCCCGUCACGUCCCUGCAGGCUCUCGGCGUCAGCAACUCUCACGACCGUUCCCUCCUCAAGAGGAAGCUGAAGGAGCUGAACGCGGCCGUUGAGAAGGAGAGGAAAGCUCAGGAGAAAGUAGAGAAGCAAAAGAAGCAGAAGAAGAAAGAGCGGGAACUGGAACAGAAGAAGAGCUAAGAUAAACGGAGUGUGGGGGGCGGGAAAUACGGGGGUGGCCGCUUCCAGGCACACGGGGCUCACACCCUCUUCACCCACGGAGCAUUUCUAGGGUGGGGGUGGGACGGAUCAUCUGCAAACUGGGAAACGGACGGGGGAGGGACCAGAAGCAGGCGGCGCACUGCCGGCAAAGGUUAAGGGUUUGGGUGGGGGCUGAACCUGCUGUGGAACCGGGCAUGACAGAGAUGGCGGUGGCAGCCGGACACCACCGCCGAUGGCCGAGUUGGGCCACGGAGAGAAGGCGAUACCUCUGCCCAGUGGCGUCCUCACCCCCUUUCAUUGCCUGGACGGUCCAACCGCAUGUUCAGCGGGCCCACAAGCCCUCCUGCUGCUGUGAUGUGGGAAGGGCGGUGGCGCAGAUGCGAACCGAGGCCCCGACCUGCGAACAUCUUCCGAUCACACCUCCCGUCGACUCCAUUCCGUUCCCUCCAGCGGCCCGGAUGUGUCCGCGCCCGAUCGGUGCCAUUUGGGUGUCCCCUCACGCCGCCUCGUUCCUGCGAGGCGGGCCACGGCUGCCUCAAGAGACACAAGCCACAGGUACACUUGUGCGCACAAACACACUCACACACGAUUUCCCCAAACGGAAAAGGACGAGAUGAAUGCACAACACCACUACCUUGUCUGUCUCUCCCCACUCCCCAGCCCUGCAUCCUCCCUCCUGAACGGGUUCUGCAUCAGGUCUACUCAGGCCUGACUUCUUCCCCACCCCGCUCCACCUACCUGGCGACCUGCAUUGCGGAGAAAGGGGGCAGGGGGAGGCGGGGGCAGGCUCAGCCGAGAGGAAGAACUGUGUGAGAUUGCCACAGAUGUCUGGUGAAUACACAAUGAGGAACCACAAGGAAUAAAAGAAAGUUUUAAAUUGUUCCCAGGAUGUGCUCCUAUUUUUAUUAUUAUUAUUUUAAUUUAAUAUUAUUUUUUUGCAUUGAAGGGGAAGUGGCGGGGUGUUGUUGUUGUUUAGUCGUUUAGUCAUGUCCGACUCUUCGUGACCCCAUGGACCAGAGCACGCCAGGCACUCCUGUCUUCCACUGCCUCCCGCAGUUUGGUCAAACACAUGCUGGUGCCUUUGUUUCACAACCUCAGUUGUCUUCAGGACCUCAUAACUCUAGCUAUGUUUUCUUGUAAGCAUUUUCUAGAUCUUUUUACCUUUACCUUACCUUAUCUACAUCUUUUUACCUUUACCUUACCUUAUCUACAUCAUGUAUAUGGGGGGGGGGUGUUUAUCCUGAUGGGCCAGAUCCUUAUCUUCUCUCAUCUCCUGUAUCAACUUCAGCAGCUGGGUGGGACAGCCCCCUUGUCAAGUUAUCUGACAUCUGGUGAUUGACACCUAUCAAAAGUCCCUUAUGCAAUGCUUCACAAGCACCCAGCAAGCUGCCAGUUCCCAGGUGGUUUCUCACCCCAUAUCCAGUUGAUGGGCAGGUUCUGCCUCUCAAAGCGUUCUGAACAUUGAUGUGCGGAGUUUUAAUUUUAGGAUAUUGCUGGAGAAUUUCUGGGCCUCCCUGCUCUGCUCCUCCUCCUAUCAUCACACCUUCAAAAAGAAUUCUCCUGGCUGCAAUGAGGACUAGAAACCUAGAUUUUAAAAGUGUUGCAAACCAUGCCCUUUCUCUAACAGUUAAGUCUCGUCUCUUCAAGACUCUGCAGAUCAUACCCACUUUUAGCAAAGUCUUUGUUUUAGCAACCCAGCCAGAUAUAAAUAUUAUUAUUAUUGUUGUUAUUAUUAGCUUA